GAACACAAAGAAGAGGAAGAAGAAGAAGGCGCACUGGAACUCACAGACUAGUGCGCCCGGAAUCCGGAUUUUGGGCGAGAUGGUCAUGGCGGAGGGCACUGCCGUUUUGAGGAGGAAUCGACCGGGAACUAAAGCCAAGGACUUCUACAACUGGCCUGACGAGUCAUUUGAGGACAUGGACAGUACCCUGGCCGUUCAGCAGUAUAUCCAGCAGAACAUUCGGUCAGACUGUGCCAACAUUGAGAAGAUUUUAGAGCCUCCUGAGGGGCAGGAUGAGGGCGUCUGGAAGUAUGAACACCUCAGGCAGUUUUGUUUAGAGCUGAACGGCCUGGCUGUCAAAUUGCAGGGAGAGUGCUUUGCAGACAUAUGCACCCAGAUGACUGCCACUGAGCAGUGGAUCUUCCUCUGUGCAGCUCACAAGACUCCUAAAGAGUGUCCAGCCAUCGACUACACCAGACACACUUUGGACGGAGCUGCUUGUCUCCUCAACAGUAACAAGUAUUUCCCCAGCAGGGUGAGCAUUAAAGAAUCCUCAGUAGCUAAGCUGGGCUCCGUGUGCCGGCGGAUCUAUCGGAUAUUCUCCCAUGCAUAUUUCCACCACCGCCAAAUCUUUGACAAAUAUGAGAAUGAGACGUUCUUGUGCCAUCGCUUCACUCGCUUUGUGAUGAAGUACAACCUGAUGUCAAAGGACAAUCUGAUAGUUCCCAUCAUGGAGGAUGAAACGCAGAACGAGCCGGAGGCAGACAGUGAAGCCUGAGGAUGGACACUCACACCCUUGGGGCUUAUAUUCUUUGGAAAAAAAAAAAAUAUAUAUAUAUCUGGUUUUAGGGUUGGUUUGUGUACUUGGGUGCCAGAGGGCAGUGCUUUCCACAUGGGGCCAGAAAGGUCAGACCACCACAGGAACAGAAUUGGGAAUUUUACUUAAUUUGACCAGCAGCAAACCUCACCAAUUUGCAGUUGUAACCACAAUAAGAUAAAUAUUAACUAUUCUGUAGCUACAGUUUGACCUGGGCUCCAAGCCUUGCACUCAUCUAUCCAGCCUCUUAAAAUUAAUCUUGGUCAGGGUCAUGGGAGCGGUGAGUCUGCUCAAAUCAAACCUGAAAAAAAUAAAAAAGAUAGUAUUUGCUCUUGUACAAUUUUGAGAAUUGGCUGAAAAAUUGCUGAUUAAGUAUUCUUCCCACAUUUUCAGAUUAUGUAAUGAAAUUCGUGUCAGACAUUGUUUUGCAUUUAUCCAAACGUUUUGCACCCUAUUCUCAUACUGGUCUUACCUUCUACCCCAUAUUGAAGGACAUCAGACCAGUUAAGAAACACAUGCUUUAAAAGCACAUGUCUUGGUGUGAUAGUAAAUUAUAGUUUGUUAGUGGAACCAAGAAGUGUAAGUCCUUUGAAAGCUCUCUCUGGCCUUGAUGUCUCAUUUGAAAGGUUUUCCUGUCUGGCCUGCUCGCUGGUUCACACACAGCUGUGAGCAGGUUUCGUCUUAUCACACACACACUUGAUAUUUGUUACAGUCAGAGUCUCUGAACACUUCCUUGCUCUUGUACAUGACAAAAUGGGUUGGAACAGCUAGUGCAGUAGCAGGGCAGGCCCUCUUUAAUGUGGCUUAUACAUAACAAAAGUAAUUUAUUGUUCUCAUUUAUUGUGAAUGAUUAAUGCCAACCACUCAGCAUUGCCUUGGGUUUUCAAAAACCUAAUUGUUUCUGGAUUUAUAUAUUCAUGUUUGAUAAAAAAUGAUUCACUCAAUGUAUUUUCUGUAGUAUGUCCCUGGUGGAUUAGCAUUCACAUUUUAUAAAUAAAAUAUAUUGUAUAUUUGC
Myripristis murdjan (pinecone soldierfish) is the source of this 1811-nucleotide messenger RNA. RefSeq names its product MOB-like protein phocein. The transcript is spliced from 8 exons. Bases 80 to 757 code for a protein of 225 amino acids. Lineage: Eukaryota; Metazoa; Chordata; Actinopteri; Holocentriformes; Holocentridae. The record is from RefSeq and is a predicted model, not a curated record.